GUUUAUUCCAGUGAUAAAUCAAGAAGCCCCAAUCAAAUAAGAAUUAAAGUUCAACAAAGUAUCUAAUAAUUACAGAGAAGAAAUUAAUCAAACAAUUAGCAUUUGUGAUAUUUAUAUUCAAUGUUGUUCACUUUAAGUUUCGCGUUUCGAUAUAUUGUAUGAGGAUUGAGGAGUGAAGUUGGUGGUCGUGAAAAUCAGUAGUGGAAAAAGAAAGAAAGAAAAAAAAUUGAGUUCGCGGGUGGAAGCAAAGUUCGUCACACAAUCGGAGUAAAACAAAAAAUUAAAAAAAGUAAAAUCAAAAGCUGGAGAUGGAAAAAAUAAAAAUAAAAUAAAAAGAAGAAAAAUGAGUGGAAACAACGGAUUUGUAUAUAUUUGUGAAUAAGAGUGAAUCAAUUAAGCUUAUUGCUAUGAUUAAAGCAAUGAAAUAAAGUAGAAAAAGAGAAGAAAUAAAUAUAAUAAUAAAAAUAGCACCCGAUACCUUUGAUAAUACGAUGCUUAAUAUAAGCUUCAUGAUGAAGUUCACUUCAAAGUCUUUUUGAAAGAUGAGAGAAAGAAAAAUGAAUCAAAUUGAAAAGUGAUAAUGUGAAAAAUAAAAUAAAAUAUGAGGAUCAACAUUUAAUCAAUUAUAUGAUAACUCCAUCAAUUAAUUAAACCUAAUCCUUCCAAUAUGUUAGACCAAAUAACUCCAACAGAAGGACAAGGUAAAGCAGCACAAUAUGUUAAAGUCGUAGAAUAUACCGAAAAAUCACAGGACAAGCACGAGUCGAGACAUGUUCAAUUGGUUCGAGAGUAUGGAUUUCAUCCCCGGUCAAAAGUGCAAGUUGUUGAUGGCUCCGUGCUGCCACGAAAAUUUGAGCCAUUUCCCGAGCACAUGUAUGGACGACCACUUGAAGAAAUCGACACUUUUAUCUACGAAGAGACAUUUUGCGUUGUAUCGAAGCGAUUUCAAAAGAAUUACAUCCAUCGCUUCACUGGCACAAAAAGCUUGUUUCUUUUUCCCCCAUGGAAUCCACUUCGACGAACUUGUGUAUUUAUAGCGACAAAUCAGUUUUUCGAUUAUUUUGUAAUGGCAACAAUCUUACUUAAUUGUGUUUUCCUGGCCAUGAAAGAAGCAAUUGAAGAAGCAGAGUUUUUCUUUCUUGCAAUUUAUUCGAUCGAAAUGUUUAUCAAGAUAAUUGCAAAAGGUUUCGUUCUAAACAAAUACACCUACUUGAGAAAUCCGUGGAAUUGGCUUGACUUCGUUGUCAUCACAAGUGGCUAUGCAACAAUUGGUCUCGAUGUCGGAAACUUGGCUGGAUUGCGAACAUUUCGAGUUUUAAGAGCUUUGAAAACGGUUUCAAUUAUGCCUGGUCUGAAGACCAUCAUUAACGCGCUCCUUCAUUCAUUCAAACAACUUGCUGAGGUCAUGACUUUAACGAUAUUUUGCUUAAUGGUUUUUGCUUUAUUUGCUCUUCAAGUUUAUAUGGGUGAAUUGCGAAAUAAAUGCGUGGAGAAUCACCCUGAAUGGUGGACAAAUGUCACGAGUCAAGAAUGGCACGAUUGGAUAAGCAAUACAUCAAACUGGAUAAUUGACGAUAAUGAUACGCCGAUGUUGUGUGGAAAUUUAACUGGCGCUCGACAUUGUCCACCCACACACACUUGCUUAUGUAUAGGAAAUAAUCCAAAUCAUGGAUAUACAAAUUUUGACAAUUUUAUGUGGAGCAUGUUAACAACUUUUCAAUUGAUUACAUUAGAUUAUUGGGAAAAUGUGUACAAUAUGGUUCUAGCAACUUGCGGUCCAAUGAGUGUCAGCUUUUUUACAAUUGUCGUGUUCUUCGGUUCAUUUUAUUUGAUUAAUUUGAUGUUAGCUGUCGUAGCAUUAAGUUAUGAAGAAGAAGCGGAAAUAACACAAGAAGAACGACGUAAAGAUUUGAUUGAUCAUCGUGAUGACUCCACGUUCAGCUUCGAUCCGUCAAAUCUCAGCCUUAAGCAAUUAAGCAAAACGGCUAAGAAGUUUGACUCGAAGAAGAGCGUGUUGAUGGCUUCGUAUUCGAGAAAGAAAACAAGACGGAAGAGAAAGGGAAAAGAAACGACAAAACCAACCAAUACAAACAAUAAUAAUAAUAACAAUAAUAGUGAAGCAUUUGAUGAUAACAAAUCAGAGAAUAGAAGUCGUUCAGCUACACCAACUCCUAAUGCAAGUCCCCGUCAUAGCAGUACAAUUCGUCCACAAGCGUUGGCAAUUCAGAAGAAUCGUGGAUUAUUACAACAAGCGCAACUUAAUCAACAAUUACAGCAACAAUCAGCGAACGUGGGUGAUGGUGAAGAUAAUGCAAACUCAAAUACACUUCAUCCGUUGAGAGGUCAAUUAUUAUCAAGUCGACAAGGUAGUUCAAAUCGUGACUCUUCAUUAGAUGAUUCAGGAGUUGUUGAUGAUCACGAAGACAAUCAAGAAAAUGAAAACAUGGAAGAACAUCCGUCGAACAUGGAGGUGACCUUGGCUUUAUCCCCAAAAGAAGUUAAAAUAAUCAAAUGCAAUGGUAAUAAUCUCCAACGCAACAAGAAAAAACACGAUGUUUAUGCAUUACAUCCUGAUUACUUAUCUCAGUCUAUAGUUGUUAUAGAUGAUCUUCCCGAUGAUCGUAAUUGUGAAUAUUGUGUUCAUUGUUGCAUAAGCUAUGAUAGCUGGCUGUCGUUUCAGAAUGUCCUUUAUAAAAUCGUUAAAGAUCCAUUGUUUGAAUUGUUCAUUACUCUAUGUAUUGUUUUAAAUACAACCUUCUUAGCAUUGGAACACCAUGGUAUGAGUGAGACUGUUAGAUCAGUGUUAGAUAUAGGGAAUAAGGUCUUCACUUUGGUGUUUACGGUUGAAUGCAUCCUUAAAUUGUUGGCUCUUUCAAAAGAAUUCUUUCAAUGCGGCUGGAACAUAUUCGAUUUGUGUAUCGUAACGGCAAGCAUUUGUGAUCUUAUUUUUGAAUUAGUUGACGGUUUAAGUGUUUUGCGAGGUCUCCGAUUGUUGAGAGUUCUAAAGCUUGCACAAUCUUGGAUAACAAUGAGAGUUCUUCUUAGUAUUAUCUUAUCAACAAUUGGUGCUUUAGGAAACUUAACAUUCAUUCUCGUCAUCGUUAUUUAUAUUUUUGCUGUAAUUGGAAUGCAAUUAUUCAGUAAAGAUUACACACCAGAAAUAUUUGAUCCCGAUCCCGUGCCACGAUGGAACUUUAACGAUUUCUUCCAUUCAUUUAUGAUGAUCUUUCGAAUCUUAUGUGGAGAAUGGAUUGAACCACUUUGGGAUUGCAUGAGAGCUGAAGAAAAGCAUGAAAAUCAAAGUUCAUGCUUUGCCAUCUUUCUUCCUGCUUUAGUGAUGGGAAACUUCAUGGUAUUGAAUUUAUUCUUGGCCUUGUUGCUCAAUAGUUUCAAUUCCGAAGAGUUGAAAUCAAAGAAGGAAGAAGUUGGCGAUGAAUCGAAGCUGACAAAAAGCUUUGAGCGUAUUCGUUCGAUUGUUCGUAAAGGUCGAUUAAGAAGGAAAGAUGAUGGUGCGAGUAAGUUGGAGAAAUUGGUACAAGAGAUUGUCGUUCAACAACGAAUUGAAAGGAAAAGUAUUCUCACAAAACGACACUCGUUGAAUGUUGCACCACCAAUUUAUUCAAAAAGCUAUCAAGAAUCUCUUAAUCGACCAUUAUCCGGUAUAAACUUCAACUACGAAAUGAAUCUGAAUGAUAAUCUCAAUGUUAAGACAAUCUCUGGAAGUCAGGAGACUGUCACAGACAUGGAUGACCAACAACAAUUACCCGAUGAUAAACGUAACAAUGGAAUACUCCAUCAGAUGUCUUCCGGCUUUGGCACUCAGCAAAGUAAAGACGAGCCUUGUGAUUUGUCUGACGCGGCAGUUGAGUUGAAAGCAGCAAUUUCUUCAGUUCCAUUGCGUAAAGCGAUCCCUCAGCAGCAGCAGCAAUCAACACAAAUCAAAAGACAAUCGUGUCCAAUGCCAAGAAAUAAUCAUUCACAAGCGCAUGCAAUCGAUACAAAUAGCAAUAGUAGUAGUUGUACAUAUAGCGAGAUUAGUAAACAAUUAAAACGUUUAUCUAGUAAUCAAUCUAUAAAUACACUCUCGUUAGAUCAAGACGAGUUACUCAAUCACAUAAAUUUAAAGGAUGAAUUAUUGAACUGCGAUAAAAAGGAGCUUUUUCAAUUUUUGAGAGACGAAGCGUUUCUUAAAGAUACUUUUGAUAAUUUUUAUAAUAAGCACCAAGUGGGUAUUGUGGAUGGAUCAAAAGAGAAUCAGAGAAAAUCUGUGCACAUACAAGAUUUGCAUGACAUAGAAAUGAUGAAGAGUCCCGAGAAGCAGUUGAAAGACUUCGAAAAGCUACCGUCGGUUUCAGUGUUCUCAUUAUUGAUCGAAGAAAACGAAAACUUGAAAGUAUUGCGAUCGUUGCGAACUCUUCGUGCGCUUCGACCUUUGCGGGCGAUCUCGCGAUGGCAAGGAAUGCGAAUAGUCGUGAACGCUCUUAUGUAUGCAAUUCCAUCAAUUUUUAACGUCUUGCUUGUGUGUCUCGUGUUUUGGCUGAUCUUCUCGAUAAUGGGAGUUCAGUUUUUCGGCGGAAAGUUCUUCAAAUGCUUAGACGAGAACGGUGAAUUGCUGAACAUCUCAAUCGUGAACGAUAAGUUGCAAUGCGAGUAUUACAAUUAUUCAUGGGUCAAUUCAAAAAUAACAUUCGAUCAUGUUGGUAUGGGAUAUUUGGCGUUGUUUCAAGUUGCAACUUUCGAGGGUUGGAUGGAAGUCAUGGCCGAUUCAGUUGACAGUCGUGGUGUUGAUUUACAACCAGCACGUGAAGCAAAUCUUUACGCUUACAUUUAUUUUGUAAUUUUCAUUAUUUGUGGAUCGUUUUUCACACUUAAUCUCUUCAUUGGAGUCAUUAUCGAUAAUUUUAAUAUGCUGAAGAAAAAGUACGAAGGUGGCAUUCUUGAAAUGUUUCUGACACCAUCACAGAAAAGCUAUUACUGUGCCAUGAAAAAGCUUGGCCGAAAGAAACCACAAAAAGUCAUUAAAAGGCCGUUCAAUCAAGUCCUUGCAAUGUUUUAUGAUCUUGCCAAUUCAAGACGCUUUGAAAUCGCAAUCUUUGUGUUAAUUUUCUUAAACAUGCUUUCGAUGGGCAUCGAACACUUUGGACAGCCUGACGUCAUUUUCUUCUUAUUAGAAGUAAGCAAUGCAUUCUUCACGACAGUUUUCGGACUCGAAUGUAUUGUGAAAAUUGUUGGCCUAAGAUAUCAUUACUUCACUGUUCCAUGGAAUGUCUUUGAUUUUCUGCUUGUACUUGCAUCAAUUUUUGGAAUUCUUAUGGAAGAUAUUAUGAUAGAUUUACCGAUUUCUCCUACAUUACUUCGUGUUGUUCGUGUGUUUCGAAUAGGCAGAAUUUUACGUUUGAUUAAGGCUGCAAAAGGAAUUCGUAAGCUCUUGUUCGCUUUAGUCGUGUCAUUACCCGCUCUAUUCAACAUAGGCGCACUCCUUGCUUUGUUGUUGUUUGUUUACGCAAUUCUCGGAAUGUCGCUGUUCGGUCAUGUGAAACAGCAAGGCGCCUUAAACGAUAUGAUUAACUUUGAAACCUUCGGGCGAAGUAUGCAGUUAUUGUUUCGAUUAAUGACUUCAGCGGGAUGGAAUGACGUUCUAGAAUCGCUGAUGAUUCAGCCACCUCAUUGUGAUAUAAAUAAAGAAACGUCGUCGAAUGGUGAUUGCGGACAUCCGCUUCUUGCCAUCACCUAUUUCACAUCGUUCAUCAUUAUCAGUUAUAUGAUUGUUAUCAACAUGUACAUUGCAAUUAUUUUGGAGAAUUUCAACCAAGCCCAUCAGGAAGAAGAAGUUGGCAUUGUUGAAGAUGACCUGGAAAUGUUUUACAUUCGAUGGUCUAAAUAUGAUCCUCACGCAUCACAAUUCAUAUCGUUUACACAAUUGACAGAUUUCAUUGCGUCAUUGGAUCCACCUUUGGGCAUUCCAAAGCCUAACACCGUCGCACUCGUUUCAUUCAACUUACCGAUAUCGAAAGGUAACAAGAUUCACUGCUUAGAUAUUUUACAUGCGCUCGUAAAGCAUGUCUUGGGUCAUGUCGAUGAAAGUGACACAUUUAAGCAACUUCAAGAUCAAAUGGAUGUUAAAUUCCGUAAACAAUUUCCAACGAGAAAAGAGAUUGAAAUCGUAUCAUCAACACGAAUAUGGAGGCGCGAAGAACGAGCAGCGAGAACAAUUCAAACAUCGUGGAGAGAAUAUUUAAGAUUAAAACGUGAACGAGAACGUUCUCCGUUGUCGCAAGAAGAUGACAACACGCAACAUUCUAGCCCCGGGUGGCAAGGGAAAUUGUCUGCUUUGAACUUCCUCCACUUACAAAUUAAUCGACGAUGUUCUCGUACAUCGAGUCGUUGUUCAUCGCGGAAAAGUUCGCGUGCAUCUGAGGGAUCGGAUUUGAGUGAAUUGGCGGGUCCAUGGCUGAAUCUUCCGGUUAUGAUGGUACCAGGAACAAGCGAGAUGAUGAAAGAUGCGAAGAUGGAACAUGAAGCCAAACCCGAUCAAAGUAAAUCGAGACGGAAAAGCAUUUAUAAUUUCUUUCUACGACAUCAAGAUGCUGUUGAUGAUCACAUGACGUCUCCAUCAGUGCACAAAAAAGUUAUAAAACCAAGCGAAACGGUGUUGUCAUUGAAGUCGAGCGAAAAACCGACCUCACCACCAACAACAAAGUCGAAGCGUGCGACGAGCUUCAUCAAGAAAAAGCCACGACUUGAGCGUGGACUUUCGGAUCAAAGUGUUUUGCGAUUAAAUCGAAAUGUAAAUUUAGACGUAAACGGCUCAACGUCAUCAGCAGAUGUCAGUAUACUUGUGACUGAACCUUCUCCCGAAGUUCCAUUUGGACCAAAUUUAAAUUCAAAUCAAACUCUCAUUCAUCAUGUAAUUGUACACCGAGAAAGUGAAGAAUAUCACACAGAUGUGGAUGAAGCUGAAAGUGGAAGAAGACCAAAAGAAACAAAUUCAGCAAACAUUCCAAUUCACGAUUCAAUUCUUCCCGUUGUAACAAUCUGUGUUGAUUCACCGAAGGAUGAAGAACAGAAAUCAAUUGCUCAAACCCCAGAUGUUGAGAGAGUGAUUCUCGAACGAUCAUCGUUGGUUGCUGACAGCAGUGGCUCGAAUGUUGUAGUCAAUAUUGAUGAACCAAUUGAUGUCAACUUGGCGAACACGUGUGACACUUCAAAAAUAUUUUACGACUAUUAGAAAGUAAUUAAAGUAAACUUAUAAGAUGAAUAACAUAAAAAUGGAUCAAAAGAAAGAAAAUCUUAAUUGUAACACGAAAAGUUAAUAAUUUAGGACCAUCGUGAAAUUUUCAUUUAACAAUCUUUGAUUGCCUUUCAAGAUAAAAGUAAAUUUAAGUAUUCUAAUCUAUGAAUUCUUAAAACUCAUAAAGAAUUAUUUACAAUUUAGAUAUUUUCCAGUUUAAUAUAAUAAAAAGAAAGUAAAAUGAAGCUGUUAAAGUGUUUAUACGAGAAAGUUUCUAAUUUAGCAUCAACACAUACAACCCCAAACGUAGAAUUUUUGUUAAUUAAUUGUGUUUGAUUGAAUUUGUUGAACGAUAGCAAAUAAUGUAUAAGAAAUCAAUUAAUAAGUAGAAGCUCAUGUCAACAAAUUCAAUCUGAUUCUAAAUUAAAUUCUUGCUCGUAUAAAUGCCCUCAUUGUUCAUCGCUCGUUACGAAAAACAAAAAAAAAGUUUUAAUAAAUAAAAUUACCUACUAGAAAAUUUAUUUUAAUGUUGCUUUAAACAACAAACAUUAUCAUGUGUUAAUUAUCUAAUUUCUGUGCAAAGAUUAAUUAAUUUUGUUGUGUCCAAAAGUAUAUUGGCCUUAUGAAAAUAUUUAAAAAAGAAAACUCAUUCAUUCAAUUCAUUCAUUCAAUCAAAAUAACUUCUACAUGUUUCUUCUUUUAAGCUAAAGAAAAUUGUAAAAGAUAAUAAGAAAAAAAAACUUUCUUCUUCUUAAGAUUUUAAAUAAAGAUUUCUUAGGGCAAUUAAUCAAUCAAA
Molecule: messenger RNA, 8027 nt
Organism: Clunio marinus
Lineage: Eukaryota; Metazoa; Arthropoda; Insecta; Diptera; Chironomidae
Source: the annotation of a GenBank genome assembly